Molecule: messenger RNA, 1468 nt
Organism: Capsicum annuum
Lineage: Eukaryota; Viridiplantae; Streptophyta; Magnoliopsida; Solanales; Solanaceae
Product: ethylene-responsive transcription factor TINY
Exons: 1
Coding region: 450-1241 (263 amino acids)
Biological process (GO): regulation of DNA-templated transcription
Molecular function (GO): DNA-binding transcription factor activity; DNA binding
Source: RefSeq, a predicted model, not a curated record
AGUGGGGAUAAAUAUAAUGGUAAGUAUAGUUUUGUAAGGGUGGGUGUAUUGGUACGUUGGUAAGUAUUAUAGUCGUUUUAUACGGUAUGAAAAAAGUGGGAAGACAAGUCCAAGGAAGUAAAUUGGUCUUUUUUCGCUAUAAAAACCCCCCCGCCCGCUCCCACUUCAAUCAAUACCCAACGGGCCACUUCCAAUUUUUUGUCCUUUUCUUUCAAUCUUUCACUUUCAUUCCCUUCAUACAUCUUUUUCUAGCAACUUUGAUGAUACUCUCAAACAUACAUACACUCAUUUUCUAAAUAUAUAGUACUACAGUAUUAAUGUCAUCUCCUUUUUGUCAUUCAAUAUAUAGAACUACACUACUCUUCCCUACCCAAAAGAAAAUAUAAUUAACCGACUUAUUAAGAGCUUCACGGGAUCACUGAGUACCACUGCCUCUCUACUGCGCAAUAAUGAAGGAAGUUGAAGUGGUACAAAUUUCAGAAGCAGAGAGCUGUUAUUCGUCUUCCUCUUCUUCUUCUUCUUCUUCUUCUUCAUUGUCCACUGAUUCCAUGCACAAAUCGGUUUUCGACUCAUCUAAGGCAUUACUGGAAGAAGAGAAGAAGCAGCCAAGGAAGCGAACGAAGAAACAGAGGACGGCGACUAACAGUGAGAGUAUACACAAAAUAUACAGAGGCGUUAGGAUGAGGAGCUGGGGAAAAUGGGUAUCUGAAAUACGUGAACCAAGGAAGAAAUCGCGUAUUUGGCUUGGUACUUAUCCUACAGCAGAAAUGGCUGCUAGGGCACAUGAUGUUGCAGCAGUUAGUAUUAAAGGAAAUACAGCCAUUCUCAACUUUCCCCAUCUCAUUAACUUCCUGCCUCGUCCUGUUUCCAAUGCACCGAGAGAUGUUCAAGCUGCUGCAGCUAAAGCAGCUUCAAUGGCAGACUUAUCCUCAUCUUGUGUUCCAUCAUCGUCUUCGUCUUCAACCUCAUCAACAACAACAACAUCAUCGGGAUCUGAAGAACUCUGCGAGAUUAUUGAGUUACCUAAUUUAGAGGAAAAUAAUUACGACCCGAAAACUGAGUUGAGGUUGAGUGACUCAGUUGAAGGGUUGUUGUACUCGCCAUGGUGGAGCACAACAACAACAACAACUGAUGGUACAGAUUUUUGUGGUUAUUUUCUGGAGCAGUAUGCAGCAGCAGCAGCAGGGGAAAGUUUUACAUCUUGCAGCUUUGAGACACUGAAAUGGGCUUGUCAAAGCUGAUAACAAUGGAACUUUUUGGACCAAGAGAACUGUGGGCUUUUGCUUUGCUCUGUUUUUCUUUUUGUCUUUUACUUUCUGGUUCUUUUGAAUAUCUGUGGGAUAUUAGUAGUUACUCCUACUGUUUUAGUAAAUAUACUUAAAUAUAUCAGUUUAGUUGUCCAUAAAUAUAAACUUUAUUUACUCUUUUCUUAUUGAAUAUAGAAGAAAUGUGUUUUAACACUGUCCUA